Messenger RNA from Aspergillus alliaceus, 1551 nucleotides. Its product is annotated as cytochrome P450. Bases 1 to 1551 code for a protein of 516 amino acids. Gene Ontology annotation, molecular function: heme binding; oxidoreductase activity, acting on paired donors, with incorporation or reduction of molecular oxygen; monooxygenase activity. The transcript is spliced from 4 exons. Lineage: Eukaryota; Fungi; Ascomycota; Eurotiomycetes; Eurotiales; Aspergillaceae. The record is from RefSeq and is a predicted model, not a curated record.
AUGUUCGAAAAUAUCCCGACAGUGCUUAGAGAUAUUGCAACCAGCUUGACUGGGCAAGGCCUCUUCACCUUUUUUGGUCUAUCGCUCUUCAUUUUACUAUGUCCUUGGUUUGGAUAUCUCAGGUUACCGUCCUCUAUGAGAUGGUGGCCAUCGAAGCCUAGUGGUCCACUUUCUGCGCUCCGAUUGAGUCUCAAGGGAUAUAUUGGAUCCAAGUCUAGCGAGGAAGGUUAUAGACAGAUCUCUAGUCAGGGACAACCAUUUGCACUAUGUAACCCGAGCUUCUACCCACAGGUCCUUCUACCACCAGAGCACAUUAGCUGGUUGCUCAGCCAGCCAGAGAGCGUCCUGUCCCACGAAAAGGCCAAUGAAGACGUCCACGCUCUCCCGUUUCUGGCCCCAGCGUUCAACAACUACGACCACUUAGAACUGAUUCGAGCCAUUCGUAACGACCUGACCCGCAACAUUGCAAGCACCGAAGACGCACUCCUAGAAGAGCUAGAACGCAUCACCGAUGAGGUUCUAGGUCCCGCUGGAGAUACAGCAUGGAGGGAGGUCUCUCUCACCCAAGCCCUGGACAAGAUAUUAUUUGCAGUAGGUUUACGGGUCUUCUUCGGACCCUCACUCGCCAGGGACCCAAAGUUUCUCUACUAUGUUAAAGCUUUCACACGUGUCACUGGAGCAUUAAUGAUCCUCGUAUCUCAAUAUGUCGCCUGGCCCCUCAAACCCCUCGUCGGGCUAAUCGCCGGUCUACCCAUCUACUACUACUGGAUUCGACUCAUCAUCCUCCUACACCCAGCAUUCAAGCAACGCAUCAAACACCUGAAAACAGACAAAGAAACCGCCCCAGCAGACCUAAUAACCUGGGUGAUUGACCUAGCAUCAUGUCAAAACCCCACAAAAAGCAUCCGCAUAAGCGCCCUAGUCGUCCGACUCACCCUUAUAGCCUUCCUCCCUAUCGACGUUCUGAUAUCCAUGACCCAAAACUUCCUCCUCGACCUCCUAACCUCCGACCCCAAAUUAGAAUACUCUGAAACCCUCCGCACCGAAGCCCAAACAGCAUUCACAUCCCCCCAAAAGUCAACACAUAUAUCGCAAAACAUGCCCAAAGCCGAAAGCGCAAUCCGCGAAAGCCUCCGUCUAAGCCCCCUCUCCGACCGCAUGCUCUCCCGCCGCGUUGUCCGGAGCGGUGGAGUCACCUUGCCCGACGGGCAGUUCCUGCCGUGUGGGACGUGGCUGGGCGUCGCAGCUGUGGGGGUUCAUAGGGAUGAGCGGAAUUACGAGGCUCCGGAUGAGUAUCGGCCGUUUCGGUUUGUAGGGAGGGAUGAGGAAGGAGGUGAGGAGGGGAAGGGGAAGGGGGUGUUGGUUCCGGUGACGAGUGAGAGGUUUCUGGCAUUUGGGCAUGGGAGGCAUUCUUGGUUAUUGGUUAUUGGGUACAUCUUGGUGAAUUAUGAGAUUGAGCCGUUGCGUGGUGGGAGGCCGGAGAAUUUCCUUGUUGGGCAGACUAUUAUUCCUCCUCUGGGGGUUAAGAUUCGGGUGCGAAGGAGGGGGUAG